AUGUCAACACGCCCGCCUGCUUCAGGAGUGGGCACGUCUGCUUCUGGAGCUUGGACUGGCAGAAGUCACAUUUCGACGUUCAUCCGAUGCCUUCAUCUUCUAGAUCUGGAUGUCCUUGAUGAUUGGCCAGGCAUCACUGUUCAGACGUUUUCCACCCGGUCCGCUACCCAGAAUCUUCAGCAACGUGUCAGGGCGGUUGAAUGGAGCCUCUUCAGGCUGUUCGAGUUGUAUGAUCCACAGCUCUCGCGCGAUAAACUUCGUCCAUUUUUCCCUCCACAAAGCCAUCUCCAGUCGCAGAACCUACGCGCUGCUUUGCUGCGAGUUCUGACCGACGCCAAAAAGUCGGGCAUAUUCAGCAGAGAUGUUGUUCUGCGGAAGACAACCCUCGAUGAGUGCAAGGGAGAAAAAUUCGAGGAGCUCUUGUCGACCUUUGCCAUGGUGGUCCUGCGGAAGCACUUACAGAAUCACAGGGAUGGCGUCACCAGCGUGGAAGAGACCGACGACCGUACCUGUCUCCCUCUCAUCAUUGCGCAUCGAGUGACUUUAGGAGCGCAACUAGACCAAAGGCGUGGCCUUGUCGCCAAGCUAGAUGAACAUGAACGACACAUAUCAGCAAGAAAAGAACGACUGGCGGACCUCAAAGGCCGACUUCAACGUCAUCAGGCUACUGAUAGUCGCAUACAUGAUGAUAUUGAGCGCCUUUUGAGAGACGCAUGGACAGCUGACAGUAGAUGGGUUACUGCUUUACUGAGAGGCUCUGUACCAGAAACGAGUUCCCAGGCUAGUCACAGCAGUGCUGAAGUCGCCCUCCACAAUCUUCAGAGUCUUGCCAGCAGUCAAGAAGAGCGACUGAAGGAGUUGCAGGCCUUCAAGAAGACGUUGCCAUCGAUUCAGUCAAGAGUCAAGUCUCCACCCAUCCCGAACCCACCUGCACGCAUUCUCCCUCGUUUCGAGCGGCACGGGGCGCUACAAGCGUCUAUAGUCUCCGAAGACACUCGACGCGGCUCAAGGAGUACAACACAAAAACUCCACGACGAUCUUUUGCAACGCUUCAGGAAUGAGAUGGCAACCAACGUAAUGCGCCGAUCUGAUGACAGACCCCAGAAGCGCACAAGCUCACCGUCUCCGUUGGGGAAAGGGAGUACACAUGGCCCGAAGACAACGACGCUUGAGGAGAAUUUGACCGAGAACGAAGCCAGACAUUUGGCAAAUCCUCCGACGAGGCCUUUUGCACAACAGGAAUCGAGUAGUGCAUCCUAUGUCGAGAGAUCGCACCUUCCAAUGAGCGACGAAAUCAGUGUGCGACCAACACCAGUAGUGCAGAUUACCGACUCUGGCGAGCCUUCUGAGUGCUCGUGGCUGGCUUCAAGCCCGCCUAUACCAGAUCACUCAUCCGAGACUCCGCCUCCCGUCUCGCAUGUACGCGAGGCCGAGGCAUCGGACGGCUUGUCACCAAUCGAGACACCGAUCCCCAAGCAGCGCUUCACCUUACAAGAACGUACCCGAAUGUCACUAGCUGGCGCACUUCGGGACAUCGAGAACGUGGCGAUCAGUCCUGUCAACAAGAUUGCUGAAGUGGACGAGCACGAAGCCGAGGCUCAGCCUACACUGUCUGGCGUAGUUGAUAAUUCUGGAAAUCUGUUGGAACGCACGAGGAAGUCAAUGUCCCUCCUGACCACCAUCUCCGAUCUCAAGUCCGACAGACGCAGGUCCAAAGGCUCCCGAGUGUCACAGCUCUAUCCGGUCGAUCCCUUCGAGACACCUCGCCGGACGAGUGCGCAAUGGAGGACGCAAACGCCAGGAUCCAACGGCUCCACGCCCAGAGAAAAGCUUUUCGAUGAAAACGUCGAAUACUCUUCCGUCUUCAAGUCACGACCGAAGAUCGCGCAGUCGCCUAUGAUGUCUCCGGAUCGCAGUGUGCUCGAAGAUGACGGUAUUCUAGCAAUGAGAGCAGGUCAUCUCAGUCUCAGUGAUGAAGAUGCGAGCGACUCCAGUCGCUGA
Messenger RNA from Cyphellophora europaea CBS 101466, 2001 nucleotides. RefSeq lists its product as uncharacterized. Lineage: Eukaryota; Fungi; Ascomycota; Eurotiomycetes; Chaetothyriales; Cyphellophoraceae. The transcript is spliced from 2 exons. The record is from RefSeq and is a predicted model, not a curated record. The coding region runs from base 1 to 2001 and encodes 666 amino acids.